Molecule: messenger RNA, 2436 nt
Organism: Symbiodinium necroappetens
Lineage: Eukaryota; Dinophyceae; Suessiales; Symbiodiniaceae
Source: the annotation of a GenBank genome assembly
AUGCGUGCCCUUGGUGCUGCAGCAGCAGUUCGACGACUCGCCACGAUGCCGCCAGCACCGGUAGCACCGCCGCUCACGACCGUGCUUACACCCCUGCCAAAGGGGACAGGCCCCGAUUUCCCAGCCUCGGAUCUGGUGACCGGGGGUCCAGCGCUGGUCUUCGCCAUUCGCAUGUGCCGGAAGGCCUGGGAUCUGCCGUGUCCGACUCAUGUCGGAGGCCAAGGAGGCGGCCUCCCACAUGGCUCCUGCGGUUGCACUGAUGAGUUCAAAGCUGCUGGCGCCACUCGCGUGGUUGCUCUGGUGAAAGAAGACCUGGAGAAUGAGGUCAAAGAGUUCCGUGAAGGCUUUUGGCCUGGCGAGGUGCUCAUGGACUCGGAGCAUAAAUUCUACAAGGCCUUGGGCGGCGGUGAGACCCACCAGCCGUUGGGACUGCUCUCUUUUCUGGGCAUGAUGUUGAACCCGUUCAGCUCGAGCAAGACGAAGGCCAACAUCAAGAACACGACAACGCCUGGGAAUAUGAAGGGCGAGGGCUUCAUUGCUGGUGGUUGCUACGUCUUGAACAAAGACGGGACGCCUGCCUUCAGCCACCUCGAGGAGAAUUUGGGAGACCACGCCAAGCCAGAGGCCUGUUUGACUAGGACAUUGUGGCAGCCCUGCAAGCUGCUUCGAAGAUGUAAGCUCCAGCUUAGAACGGACGUCGGUGUGCACGCAGCAAGCAGGAAUGGCUCAGGAAAAGGAUGUUCUGCCGUGAUGGUGAACUGGGAGGAUUUGCACUCAAUGAAUGACGCAGUUCAGCUAAGCUUGACCCAAAGGGUGGAUGUCAUGGAACAUGGCGAAGAUGGUGACGCGUUGCCUCAAGGAGAUGGUUCAUCCUUGUCCGAAGGCUCCGAAGACUCGAUAUCGAAUGGCCCGGAAGCCAACCCUUUCAUUGAGAGCUGGAUCCAAAUCCUGAUGCAGAUGCGAGUUACCAGUCCCCAGGUUCAGCGAGGGAUCCCAGUAUAUCGAGCCUUACAGGAAGCACCUCUAAAGUGGGCCCGCAACGAGCUUGGCGAGAUCCAUGCUCUGACCCGGACCACGUCGCAGUUUCAUGAGUUCUGGUCCCACAGCUGGCGCACCAAGGCAUGGUUGAAAUAUAUCAACAUCCUGUUCUUGAACAACGGCUUGCCGGCCUUCGUCAUUGGCACUCUCUUCGCCCUCACAGCUUUCUUCCUGAGCUUCACAGGGCUGUUGCCAGUUUGGGCAGGUAACGAAACGGGAUACGUCUGGUGCACUCCUGCUGGGAUCUUCGGCUACUAUCUGACCUUGCUGUUCUGGAGGUCAAGGAAGUUGGCGUUUCUUGAUAUCGCCUGCAUAAAUCAGAGCGAUGGCCGAAUGAAGGCGGAGGCCCUUGUCAGCAUGGGCGCUUUCCUGAAGGAAUCCCAGUCACUCCUGGUUCUCUGGGAUGCCACGUAUGUCACAAGGCUGUGGUGCGUCUUUGAGCUCGGAGCGUUUCUUCACAGCAAGGGGCCCGAGGCCAAAGCAGCGAAGUGCCUUCAGGUCUGCCCGGUUUUUGUCGGCCCGGCUUUUUUGGCCGGUCAUCUGGGCUUCAGUGUGCUCCUCCUGGUCUUCCUUAUCUCCCAGGUGCAGCUCUUUCCGUGGGGUGGGCUUUUACUCGGUGGCCUCGCCUUCCCGUGCUUGGUGCAGCUGGCGGACUUGGUUCUCGCACACUGCCGGAGCAUCGAGGUGAUGCAACAUCAGGUCCGAGAUUUUACCAUUGAGCAGUCCAAGUCUGCUUGCUGUUCCUGUGGUCAUGUCGAUGCCAAUGGUGGACCGAUGCUGUGCGACCGGAGAAUAAUUCUUCGCUGCAUUUCCGCCUGGUUUGGAUCUAAAGAGAAGUUCGAGUCUGUGGUGCGAGGUCAGGUUCUGCAAGUUCUGGUCCAUCAACUUGCAAAUCGUGUCUUCUCGUACUGGCGCAUCGUUCAGAUCACAGCACCUGCUGGUUGGGCAGUACUUGAUAUUUGGUGCGACAAUUUCAAACGUGGUAGCGUCAGUGUCGAUAAAGUUCCAGGCAUUCCGACUCCGAUGGAGGUGCUGAACAUGGUCUACAGCAUCAUCUUCUUUAAUUUCAUGCUGCUGCCCAUGGGGGCUUUGAUUCUGCUUAGAUUGGCCUACGCAGCACGUCAUGUAGGAGAAAGGCGGUGCACGCAGAUACUCCUCUCCCUGGGGCUUGUGAAGGUAGGGACAUUGCUUGCCGUUGUAUGUAUGGUGCUGGAAAUAAUCACUGCCGACCUCCUGGGCGGGCGACAAGAGAGCCCUGUGUAUGCGAUCGUCAUUCUGUCUACCAUGGGCUUGCUCACUCUUUUCUGCUGGCGAUGUCUUCCUGCGAUCAAGGUGUCAGUUCCAGAUGUCAGCCGUCAAGUUGGCCAGUGCUCAGACAUCCCGGUCCCUGAAUGCUAA